AUGGAGGUCCACACGGACCAUGAUACACCAGGGCGCGCCCCAGGCCCCUGGCACGUGGUGGUGUAUGCUGCUCACCUCAGAAAGUAUGUCAUUUCCAGUGGAGGUACGCACGAGCUGGAUAUUUGGCCGGAGCUCAAAAUCCUGGCCGGAGAUGUCAUUUCCCGCACCGCAUUCGGCAGCAGCUACCUUGAAGGAAUGAAGAUAUUUCAGCUGCAAACCGAGCAAGCAGAGCACCUCAUCACAAACAUUCGGAGGAUUCUCAUUCCCGGCUACUUAUCUUUGCCAACCCCAAACAAUAAAAGGAUGUAUCAGGUCAACAACGAGGUUGAAUCGAUUCUACGGGGUUUAAUUGCAAAAAGAACUAAAUCUGUCAAGGAAGGAGAAAGCACCAAAGAUGACUUACUUGGCUUAUUGCUAGAGUCAAACAUGAGGCACACAUAUGACAAUGGUCAAUCCAGCAUGGGGAUGACAAUUGAAGAUGUCAUCGAGGAGUGCAAGACGUUCUACUUUGCAGGAAUGGAGACAACAUCAGUACUACUCACGUGGACCAUGAUCGUUCUAAGCAUGCAUCCGAAGUGGCAGGACCGUGCAAGGGAGGAGGUCCUAGGUUUAUUUGGGAAAAACAAACCUGAAUACGAAGGUCUAAACCGACUUAAAAUGGUGACCAUGAUCCUUUACGAGGUUCUUCGGUUGUAUCCUCCAAGCAUUCAUUUUAGCCGGAAGACAUGCAAGGAGGUGCUAAUCGGAGACAAAAGGUACCCAGCUGGCAUGAUGAUUGAGCUCUCCGUACUACUCAUGCACCAUGACCCUGACAUUUGGGGAAGCGAUGUGCAUGAAUUCAAGCCGGAGAGGUUCGCUGAGGGGAUCUCCAAAGCGUCCAAGAAUUCAGGCGCGUUUCUCCCAUUCGGCUGGGGGCCACGGAUUUGCAUCGGCCAGAAUUUUGCGCUUACUGAGGCCAAGAUGGCGAUUUGCAUGAUCCUUCAACGUUUCGACUUCGUGCUUGCCCCGUCCUAUAUUCAUGCGCCAUAUACCGUGGUAACACUACAUCCAAUGCAUGGCGCACAAAUUAGGCUUGGACUCAUCUAAUUCCUUUCACAUUUGGUGGUGUGUCCUUUGAUUUUCUUUGACAAAUGUAUG
This is a messenger RNA of Triticum dicoccoides, 1137 nucleotides long. RefSeq names its product cytochrome P450 72A14-like. The transcript is spliced from 4 exons. The coding region runs from base 1 to 1086 and encodes 361 amino acids. The record is from RefSeq and is a predicted model, not a curated record. Gene Ontology annotation, molecular function: heme binding; oxidoreductase activity, acting on paired donors, with incorporation or reduction of molecular oxygen; monooxygenase activity. NCBI's taxonomy places the organism in Eukaryota, Viridiplantae, Streptophyta, Magnoliopsida, Poales, Poaceae.